Acaulospora morrowiae is the source of this 1575-nucleotide messenger RNA. The record is from the annotation of a GenBank genome assembly. Lineage: Eukaryota; Fungi; Glomeromycota; Glomeromycetes; Diversisporales; Acaulosporaceae.
AUGGCUACAAUCAGAGAAGUAGCAAAUAUCAUAGAUGAUUAUUUGAAUAAUAAAGACACAUAUAGGGAUAUUCUGAUAGGUCAAAUAAAAAGUGCAACCAAUCAAAUUCGUAUAAAAUAUGAUAUUCUGCAAUGGAAUCUGAGAGCUAAAAGACAGAAUCAUUGGCAGACUGAAACAGAGUGGAACAUUGUUAUAGGGGAAAGAGAUACUAUCCAAAGAAAAUGGGAUAGUUAUAGGCCUAAAGAAUUACAUAGGAAAUUCUUAGAUGCCCUACCACUUUCAUGGCUUGAUAAAGCUGAGGAUAUUGACAAACAUUUGCCAUUGGCUGAAUUAGCUAAAAAGCUUUAUGAGAUAGAAUUAUAUCAAAUAGCUAGACAUAAAAGAGAUAAAAUAUAUGAUCCACUACAAGUAAUUUCUUUAGAAGAUAUGCAAAAAGCAAUUCAAAACACAUUAGCACAACAAAAAACUGAAAACCAGGCAUUAGUAAAGAAAGUUACAGAAUUACAAUCUCAAAUGACUCAACAAGCGCAAGUAUCUGCCCCACAAACUGUUGAACCUAUUAGACAGCCGAAAGGUCCACCAUCUUCAUUAAAGACCAAAGAAGGUCUUAAGAAUUAUUAUGUAUCAGAAUACUUAAAAGAAAUAGGUUUAUUAAGUAAGGAAGAAUUAGACUCUGACUAUCCUGUAAAAAAUUUUCAAAGGCCUCGUCCACAACGAAACAAUCUUUCUACAAGAAUUGAUACAGUAGAGGAUGGGAUUAAUGAAACUCGUGAUGCUGUAAAUGAAACCCGGGAUUCUAUAAAUAAAUUAAGCAAUCAAUUUCAAAAACUACAUAUACAUAAACCGGUAGCUCGGUCUAAUUUUAAUCGGUCUUAUUUUAAGACUCUUACACCUAUAAAUUCCCAACACACGCCCCCCACUUCAGAUGGAGAGGAAGAUGAUUAUGAUAAAGUACCAGUAAAUGACAAGUUGCCUCCAGAAUCUAGCCAACUCAAAACAUAUGAUGAGCUGUUGCCAAAACUUUCACCAGCAAUGCGUAAAAUGUGUCUAUCUCGAAAGACUCAAGAGGAGAAGUCAAAAAAAGAUGAGUGGUUUUCAUCCCUACAAUACUUGAAUGCUAAUCAGGGAAGUGAAUUCGAUGGCAUGAAUCUAGCAACUGCUAAGGUACUUGGAUGGAAAGUUGACAAGCCUUCCAAGUUUGCUGUAAAAGGCAAUUCCGAGCAUAUCUCUGAAGCACUAGGAUGGUAUACGGAUGUAGCUGUUACUCUAAAGGAUAAAAAAGGUAAACCAAUUGUCACUAUUAUUGGAAAUUAUGCUUGUAUAGACAACGGUGAACCCAAGCCAAUGCUAUGGUUGGGGGUGACAGGAAUUCGAAAAGUCAAAGGUAUUUCUGAUCCAGCUAAAAAUCAGUUCCGCAUAGAGAAUCAUGGAAAGACAUACACUAUCUUAACUUUUAGUAAGACAUCAGAAAUAAAUGAUCCGCCAAAAGAAGAGCAGGACCAAGUAUCCACCGAUUUCCCUAGCCUGCCUGGUGAGGAUAGUUUAAAAAAAGUGCGUAAACUGUGUAAAGCUUGA